GUCGUUCCUCCAGCAACCACCAGGACCGCAACAACCACGCAGACCCGACCACGGUCUCCAAAGGCCCCAGCACCAACGCCAACGCAGCUGGAACCAAGACCAAGCAAGGCGGAAACAGUAAACAGAAGAAGCACCAUACAGCCAUGGCGACAGUUAGGGGGGCCCACGGACCACCGACAGAGCAAGAUGAACA
This is a messenger RNA of Pelobates cultripes (western spadefoot toad), 193 nucleotides long. Lineage: Eukaryota; Metazoa; Chordata; Amphibia; Anura; Pelobatidae. The record is from the annotation of a GenBank genome assembly.